Fragaria vesca subsp. vesca is the source of this 951-nucleotide messenger RNA. Its product is annotated as putative F-box/LRR-repeat protein 23-like. NCBI's taxonomy places the organism in Eukaryota, Viridiplantae, Streptophyta, Magnoliopsida, Rosales, Rosaceae. The record is from RefSeq and is a predicted model, not a curated record. Gene Ontology annotation, molecular function: protein binding. The transcript has 2 exons. Bases 1 to 951 code for a protein of 316 amino acids.
AUGGCAGAACCCUCAAACAAAACCCAGCGGCAAGACAGAAAUCAAAACCCCCGGAGCUGGAUCGACCUCCCUGACGACGUCACGGCUUCGAUACUAUUACAAUUGGGAGCCAUCGAGAUUCUGGUGACAGCCAUGAACGUGUGCACGACAUGGCGCAAAAUCUGCAAGGACCCUAGAAAGUGGCUCACCAUCGACAUGUGCGAUGUUUCGGUUUAUGGCGAGUCGCCCUCGCCCUACCCCAUGGACAAGUUGUGUAGGAAAGCCAUUGAUCUUAGCUGUGGCAACCUCGUCGACAUCAGUGUGCACAACUUCGGGCCCGAUGAUCUCCUUAAGUAUAUCACUGAUAGUUGUAGGGGAAUCAAACGGCUUUGUAUUGUGUAUUCUGACAUAGCAAAUAGUGGACUGAUUGAAGCGGCACCAAUGCUCCCGUUGUUGGAGGACCUUGAAAUUUCUUACUGCAACUACAGACUCGAUAUUACUCCCUUCAAUAUGUUCCAUUGCAUACAGCAUGGCUAUCUUGAAGUGAUUGGCCGUUGUUGCCCUCGUUUGAAAUCGUUGAAAUUGAACAAGUACAACAAUCACAACACUAAAUAUAAUUUUGAUGGAUGGGAUGGCGAUGCAUUUGCUAUAGCAGGGACGAUGCAGGGUUUGCAGCACCUCCAGCUUUUUGAAAAUAGGCUCACUAGCAAGGGCUUGGGCGCCAUUCUUGAUGGUUGUCCGCUGCUUGAGUCACUUGAUCUGCGUCAAUGUUGGCAUAUUAAUCUGGAGCCUGAGCUGGCUCAUCAUUGGCUUGUUAAACUGGAUGAAGAAUUGCAAAGCAGAUGCAUCGACAGUAUCAAAAACUUGCGGCUUCCUCAUGAUUCUAAACAUGACUAUGAACGUCUUGCAGCAGAAAAACUUGUCCACAAGGAGUUUGUGGAAGAAUCUAAGAACUAUAUCGUGAGUUCAUGA